AUGGAAAGUGGGGGUUACCAGGGUACCGUUCUGACCAGCCGCGAUCUGUCGCCAGAUCGCGGCAGGUCAAGAACACCAACUCCAUCUCCCCGCCAGCGCGCAACCACAACCACCACCAUGAACUACAACUACAACGAGAACGCCCAAGGAGGCUCCAAUCCGCGUCAAGCACCCCCAUCUCCAUCGCAGGGUCUAGCGCACACCAAUGGCAUGAACGGUGGAAUGCCUGGUGGUGCAGCCUUCGUUGGAUAUCCUACUCCCGCUGGCCACCAAUCCGAUCUUAAUUAUGUCAUGGCUAUGGUUGAAGAGUUGUCUGGAAUCCUUCGCAUCAACCAACAGCUUACCGCAAGCGUCGUUGACAAGAUGGGCAAGGUUCGUGAGAAGGCAAAGAACAUGGACCUGAGCAACGAUGAGUUGAUUGCUGUUGUCGCACAAGAGAUGAAUGGUAAGUUCACCCCCGAUCUAUCUGUAUUUAUAUACUAACCAUUUCAAUAGAGGAAUCCAAGAACCUUGAGAAGGAAAACUCUGAGCUUCGCAAGGCCCUUGAGAAGAGCGAGUACAACAGGAAGGAGAAUUGGAAGCUUGCCAUUCACGGCGCGGAGAUAUUGGCAGACAUUGCGGAGAAGAUGCAUCGAUACAAGGAGCACCACGAAGCUGAUACCCUUGCCUGGCACAAGAACUAUCGCAAGCAACUCGUCGACGAACGUGAGGAGAAUCUGAACCUUCGCAACCAAAUCAACGAUAUGAAGGCAGCUGCUGCACGAGCCAACGGACAUCUUCGGGACAUGAGACGUUACCUCACCGAUCAUGAUGAAUUGAACGAGCUGAAGAUUCAAGUUCACCAAUACCGCACCGAGAGAAGAUACUGGAAGCGCAUGGCAUUCCCAUUGAUCCCUGAUGAUGACUCUGAGUGGAGCGAUGAUGACGACUUGAUUGAUCCGGAGGAGAAGAAGAGAGAGGCUGCGAAGAAGGAGAAGGAGCAGCGUGAGGCACAGGAGGGAGGAGAUGAACAACUCGCAUAAGUUGCUUGAUGAGGAGUCGCGAGGGGAAUUUGACAUUUGUUUUCAGGCGUUCAAGAUACCCAUUUGCUCAUU
Hymenoscyphus albidus is the source of this 1094-nucleotide messenger RNA. Lineage: Eukaryota; Fungi; Ascomycota; Leotiomycetes; Helotiales; Helotiaceae. The record is from the annotation of a GenBank genome assembly.